AACUUUGUUCUAGAAGACUUUACAAGGAUCUAGAAGGAACAGGAUUAAAGAUGACUGACUACUGGGAUCCAGAAAUUUAAAACAAUCAGCUUAGCAAAUCAUAUAUUCUUCAGUGGAUCUGAGAAUUGAUAAGUCUGCUCUUCACAGUGAUUUGGAACUUUCCAUCCCAAAGAAAAGUUGACCAAGAGACUGCACAGGACUGAGUCCAUAUGGAAGAAGAAUUUCCUCUUUUCUAUGGAGAAAGCGGCAAGCCAGUACAGGCUACUCUGUCAUCUUUGAAGAUGUUAGAUGUGGGAAAGUGGCCAAUGUUUUCCCUCUGUUCUGAGGAAGAGCUGCAGUUAAUUCGUCAGGCUUGCGUCUUUGGCAGUGCUGGCAAUGAAGUUUUAUAUACUACAGUAAAUGAUGAGAUUUUUGUGCUUGGCACAAACUGCUGUGGCUGUUUGGGGUUAGGGGAUGUCCAGAGUACCAUUGAACCUCGGAGACUGGAUUCUUUAAGUGGCAAAAAGAUAGCCUGCCUCAGCUAUGGGAGUGGUCCGCAUAUUGUCCUUGCAACAGCAGAAGGAGAAGUCUUUACCUGGGGUCAUAAUGCUUAUAGCCAGCUGGGCAAUGGGACAACUAAUCAUGGUUUAGUGCCCUGUCAUAUCUCUACUAAUUUAUCAAACAAACAAGUCAUUGAAGUUGCCUGUGGGUCCUACCAUUCUUUGGUGCUAACAUCUGAUGGAGAGGUAUUUGCCUGGGGUUAUAAUAACUCUGGGCAGGUAGGAUCUGGUUCAACAGCUAAUCAGCCGAUCCCUCGAAGAGUCACUGGCUGCUUACAGAAUAAAGUAGUUGUGAACAUAGCGUGUGGGCAGAUGUGCUCGAUGGUGGUAGUGGACACUGGGGAGGUCUAUGUUUGGGGUUACAAUGGAAAUGGUCAGCUGGGACUUGGCAGUGGUGGCAACCAGCCAACGCCCUGCAGAAUAGCAGCUUUGCAAGGCAUUCGUGUGCAGCGGGUUGCCUGUGGCUACGCACACACGUUAGUAUUAACAGACGAAGGCCAAGUGUAUGCUUGGGGUGCAAAUUCUUAUGGCCAGUUGGGCACUGGCAAUAAAAGUAACCAGUCUUACCCUACCCCAGUCGUUGUGGAAAAGGACAGCAGCUGCUGCGGUCAGCCAGGCCCGCGCCCCACCCCUGACUUCCCGUGUGGAGCCAGGUGUGCCAGAAUUGUAGAGAUCGCAGCCUGUCACUCUGCCCACACGUCUGCCGCCAAGACCCAGGGUGGAAACGUGUACAUGUGGGGCCAGUGCCGGGGCCAGUCGGUGAUCCUGCCUCACCUCACCCACUUCUCCUGCACAGACGACGUGUUCGCCUGCUUUGCCACCCCCGCCGUCACGUGGCGCCUCCUCUCUGUGGAACCCGAUGACCACCUCACAGUGGCCGAGUCACUGAAGAGGGAAUUUGACAACCCAGACACCGCAGACCUGAAGUUUUUGGUUGAUGGAAAGUACAUUUAUGCACAUAAAGUCCUUCUCAAAAUUAGGUGCGAGCAUUUUCGUUCUUCACUGGAAGACAAUGAGGAUGAUAUUGUAGAAAUGAGUGAAUUUUCAUACCCAGUUUACCGAGCCUUCCUCGAAUACCUGUACACAGACAGCAUCAGCCUUUCUCCUGAGGAGGCAGUAGGAUUGCUAGAUUUGGCUACAUUUUAUAGAGAAAAUCGAUUGAAAAAGCUCUGCCAACAAACUAUCAAGCAAGGAAUCUGUGAAGAGAACGCCAUUGCCCUGCUCUCAGCUGCUGUGAAGUAUGACGCUCAGGAUUUAGAAGAAUUCUGCUUCAGGUUUUGCAUAAAUCACCUGACUGUAGUAACACAAACUUCAGGCUUUGCAGAAAUGGACCAUGAUCUCCUGAAGAACUUUAUCAGCAAAGCAAGCAGAGUUGGAGCCUUUAAAAAUUGAUGCCCCUUGAAGGAAAGGAAAGUUUUUGAGCCUUCCCAUUUCCUCUGCGAAAGCCAGAGAUGAAUAACUUCUCUUUUAUAGUGUUUAUGAUGAACUCCAUUUGCCUGAAUGCUGUCCAAAGAAGGAUGGUGGUCAGUCUUCUGUAUUUGCCCAAUCCAAAGUUUAUACAGAAAGCAGUGAAUGCUUUGAUCAUAUGUGACUAAAUUCAAGGAAAAAAUUUUAAUACAUCUUCUUAUAUUUACCAUUUCCUCUUCUGAGCCACUUAAAUUGGAUACCUGGCCUCAAUAUAUGCUAUUCUGGCCAAAUGUUCCAUUAUUCAGCUAGCUGAUACUACAUAGAUAGCUUGCAAGGAAUGCUAUCCCUACCACAUUUUCAGCAUCCAGCACAGUGCCUUGCAUAUAGUAGGCACUCAAUUAACUUAACAUAAAUCUUAAAUAUGCCCUGAGAACAGCUUUAUUUGUAUAACACUGGAUGAAGGAAUAACUUCACAAAAUAAAUUUAAAACAGCCUUUAAUGAUUGAGGUUCCUAUUCUUCUGGUACAUCAUUCUGAGAAAUAGUGACUAAUUUAGAGCAUUAAUUUGAAUUCACAAAAGGCCUUGGCAGUGGUCAGAGGUCCAAGGGCUAACUUUAAUUUUCUGUUUACUUUGAGUUGUUAAUUUCUCAUAUGAGAUUACUGAAUAUGAAGGAUUAUCUUUGAAUGAAUGAAAUAUCAGGGCUCAUCUGCCUUACAUCACUGCAUAAGGUCCUUUGCUUUACUUUGUGUUAAGAGGGAUUUGCCUACGUAAGUAAAAAUAUUUUGUGUUUUUCUUGUAACUGACUUUUAUGUCACUGUAAAACAGGUCUCAUAACCUGGCACUAGUAUAAUUAUAAAGUGCAAGCUGAAAAGGAACUAAUACAUUUCAUGGACAGCAUAAACAACAAUGAGAUAAAUUUAUACUUUUUAGAUCAAAACAAAUUACCUAAUUGCAAAAAAGGAAAGUGGAAUGGACAGUAGCAUCAGAUUCUUCUAAUAUGUACCUCACAAUAUAUUAUAUAAAAAAAAAACCCUUUGGGAUUAGAAAUCUUGUUCUGAUGCUGAACUAUUUGAUAAUAAAGUGUUUGUUUGCAGAUAA
Galeopterus variegatus (Sunda flying lemur) is the source of this 3044-nucleotide messenger RNA. RefSeq names its product regulator of chromosome condensation (RCC1) and BTB (POZ) domain containing protein 2 (gene RCBTB2). The transcript is spliced from 15 exons. Gene Ontology annotation, molecular function: protein binding. The record is from RefSeq and is a predicted model, not a curated record. The coding region runs from base 210 to 1931 and encodes 573 amino acids. NCBI's taxonomy places the organism in Eukaryota, Metazoa, Chordata, Mammalia, Dermoptera, Cynocephalidae.